AUGGACUGGGCUGCCAUGGUUGAGGAUGCACGAAAGACACCACAGUUGCAGACGGUCGGGGAAGGGAACCAGCUACUGACAAGAUCAUUGUGUAAGAGCGAGAGACCGCGUGUGGAUGUGGAUGUGGGUAAGGGUGUCAGAGUAAAUGGAGCUAAGAAAGAGCAAACACACCCGGAUAUUAUUCACCAGCCAGCCAAGGAAUUGGAGAGGGAUGUGGAUGGAGCCAUGGGAAUGGACGGUCAAGGUCAGCCUUGGACUGGCGUGGUCCUUUCAGAAUUCAGACUUUCGGACACAACGCCAUCCCUGAAAGCGGACAAGUCAAAGCAAGAAUUGCACCGGCGAUGCCCGCUAGAAGCACCCAAGAAAAAAAAAAAAUAA
Aspergillus niger is the source of this 378-nucleotide messenger RNA. RefSeq lists its product as hypothetical. The transcript is spliced from 3 exons. Lineage: Eukaryota; Fungi; Ascomycota; Eurotiomycetes; Eurotiales; Aspergillaceae. The record is from RefSeq and is a predicted model, not a curated record. The coding region runs from base 1 to 378 and encodes 125 amino acids.